UUAAGUGAAGAAGUGACCGAAAUCGAACGAUUAUGCCAUCCUACUUAUGGACAAUUCUCUAUAUAAUUAUCAUAAUAUGGCUGAUUACAAGCACUCUCGCAUAUCUGAUCCAAUGGCUGCUUCAGCGCUAUGCUGGUGUCUCAGUCAAGAUUGGACGGACUGGGAUAUUCAGCUGCAGAAAAGUACAGAUUUUAGUCAAAAAGGGACUUAAAUUGGAAAUAGAAAAGGCAUGGCUGUCCAGUUGUUUUGUAAACCAGGAACAACGAAAACCUCUAGUGAUAUGUAUCAGUGAUAUCAGAAUACAAGCAGAUGUCAGAAAAGAUGGACAGUUUCCCACUGACAAUGCUGCCUUCCCUGGCUCCAGUGACUCCAACCAGCCACAAUCAAAUCAGCAGGAAGCCAAGAAAGUAACACUGCCAAAAAUAGCCUAUUAUUUGCAGUACAUAGGCCUGAGAAUGAACAACUUGACUCUGAUGUUACUGAACACCAUGAUUCCUGACUGUCUGGUCCAUGCUGAGGGACAGAGUCUCUCCCUAGAUAUAUCCAUGGUUGAUCAAUGCUAUGAUUUGACUAUGGAUGUUGUUGGGGCUAGCUGUCGGGCACUUAGAAGUGUUUCAGAGGAGCAGCAGCAGGUGGAGCCAUGUUUAGCAGAGAUGUCAUGGAGUACAUUUGUACAUCUACAGGCUCAUAAAGACAACAUCAAGCAAUUCAAGAUGAUACGACUUCUGAUGAGUAAGCCACAAGCCAAGAUGACAGAAGCUUUAUUCUCCAGUAUUCAGGCCAUGAGGACAGUGUCAGCUCUUCAGAUGGAAAACAACCACGAAAACACAGAUAACAUCACAAACACUAGGUCUUCUUUCAACUUAAAUUUAAUCCCACAGGAGAUUGGUCUAGAUGUCACAGAUUUGGACGUGAAGAUCGUGAGACAAAACACUCAGAGAACAUUGUCAGUCGGACUGAGAAACUUCCACAUGGAAUUUCAGAACAACACUAAUACUUCAGAAGAGGAACAAAGUAUAUGUGGGCUAUUGGUAGAAGAUUUCCAUACAGAGUCCCCUCAAGCCAAGUUUGCUGCUUUGUUGAAGGCUAAUGUUAAGGUGGAGCUAAAUAAAAACAAAGUUGUAUCCGACGUAGCUGUCCAAGGGGCAUUCUUCCAUUACCAUCACGAGGAAAUCCAGUACUGGUCUUCUGUAUUGACACGAGUGUCUGACACACGCCCUGGUACCAACACUCAAAUACAGUCACGAAGGACGUCUACCUCCUCACCUCUCAAAUCACUUGCAGUUGACUACUGUCGGAGACGUAGUGUGUGUUUGUCUAUAGCUCUGACUGAAUUGUCUUCAUCUCUAUCUUCUGCAACCUCCUCAGGAUUGCAUUUUGGGGUCCAUUCAGCCAAAUUGGUGUCUACCAUUAAACCAUCUAUAACAGAGGAGUGUUCUGACCUGCCUUGGCUGGAUAAUGUAUCUUGUAAAGUUGAGGUUCAGACUGUCAGCUGUCAGCAUAUGGAUGCUCGAGUAGCUCUGGACCAUCUGUGUAACAACAUUCACUACUGGGACCAUGCUUUAUACAUAGGAACUUUCUAUAUCAAGGCCGACAAAAGAUGCGGAGACCUGAUGUUAGAUGUAGAUUUGUGCAAUACUCAUAUGGAAUGGUCUACACUGACAGUCAACACUGCCUUACACUUCCUUGGUGCUUUGUUAUGGAAACAACAGUCUGGUGCUAGUUCUGUUACCAUAACUACUGAAAGGGAAAGAACUCUAAAUAUACCACCAUCCAAUCUACAGAAGCCUGAAAGCAGUGUAUCCAUGAAAAUGUGUGUGUCAGAUGUGAACAUAUUUUUAUGUAAUAACCACAAAGUGUGUCUGAUGUCAAGAAUUGACGCUGUGGAUAUUGAUCUCAACAAACAAACCAGCUGUGUUACGGUAGAGGGCUGCAAAGUUACAUAUGUCUCUCAAGUAGAUAAGGAAAUGCAUGUACGCAUUCUGAAGAUUUUGUCGUGUGAGUGGAAGACAUGUCAUCAUAUGUGUCUAAUACAGGGAUUGGAGGAAGUCAAAGAGAUCAAAUCACGCUACCAAGCCUACCGUCCUGAUGUGGUGGAUAGUCAGAGGGACAGUUAUACUCCUCAGCACAGACUCAAAAUCAACGUCAUAGUGAAGGCAGCUACAUCAUUUACUCUCUGUCUGUCUAAGGAACACAGUGUGACCUUUGUACCAGAGGGCUUCAUCAUGACACGAUCUGAGGAGGAGACACUGAUGGAAAUGGAAAGGUUCACAGUGAACUGUGAUGAACAUCAAGUGGUAGUGCUAGAGGGUACAAUGAUGGGAACACUAUCCAAGUACCAGCUAAGGGAGGGCAGACAGAGUGUGGGUAACCUAAAAUGUCCCACAAAUAGGGCAUGGCAUGUUUUGUUUAACAACUUUGAUGUUGUCUUCCCGUUCAAAUACAACUUUGCUAAAUGUUUUGAGGAGUUUGUGAACCUAUGGAAGUGGUGGAAGUUGGUCCACAAAGUGAAGAAGAAGCCGUUUACAGAGGACAGUUUACUUCCUCCUGAUCUACAGAUCAAAGUCAAGAGGUUCCAGGUACAGCUUAGUGAUGAUCCAUUCGAGGUUAAGCUGGGGGAUAACUAUGAGCUAAUGAAAGACGAAUGUUAUGAAUACUUUAAGAGGAAGGCUGUUAUGGAGCAGAAGGUACAAAAUCUACGACGCACUCAUGGCUUCAUUCCAGCUGACCGUGUACAGGAAUUAUUUGAUUCCUUGGACAAGAAAAGCAGUGACAUUUACUUGCAGCGAUCUCGCCUGUUGUAUAAAACAACGCCAAUGAGAACCAAGCUUUUCACCUGGCUAAUGGAAGAUGUUGAAAUCCUUGCUUAUGCUGAUAAAUCGUUCCAUGGGAAGGAGAAUGUUAUCAGACAAAUGAGGGACAUUGACAAUCAGAGUCCCUAUCCUGAGGAGGGCUUAGAAUUUGUUACCCUUUGGUGUCGUUAUGUGAACUUUAACCUGAGUCUGUGGAAAGUAGUAAUGCGUGACUAUCCUCAUCCUAUGCUGGAAGUGAAGGACAUGGGACUUUGGGGUCGGUUAAUUGGGGCGGAGCAGGAUGGCAGUAGGAGAGCCAAGAGGAAGUGUGUUGUAGAGGUGGAGGACCCAUGGGGUAAUAUGGAGGUGGAGAGGAACUUGCCCACCCUCAAAUUCUACCACGACUUUAGCUGUGAUGUGAAGAGUUGGGUGAUGGCCUAUGGAGCAUGCUGGGAACCUGCUAUAGCUCAAUACAAUAUCAGUCUUGACCUUAUCAAUAAACCCUCAGUAGACCCCAGUCGUCCGCUUCCAAUCUGGGACAAGAUACGCCUUCUUCUACAUGGUCGAUUUUUCAUGUCUGUGGAACAAAUGAGUUGGCUGUACCAUGCCUCAUUUGACCCCUACAACACCACUGAAUUCAUGGAUUGGUCCUGGUCUAAAGUCUGUCUCGAUUGGACCAAUGCCAAUUUUGUCUUGCUGGGAGACUUUGACAUUUCUGCAAGGACUACAUCCAAGUAUGAUGACUGUAAACUGUUGCACUUGCCAAACCUCAAACUUUGUUACAAACUGGAAUGGUUGUGCCAUGGAGACCCUAAUGACCACCAUGCUGUAAUGCCCUGUGCCCCUGACAAAGUACCGGAUUUCUCACAUGAAGAGCAUGAUUCAUUCCGAGCUUUCCGAUCCAAGAAUCUGAAUGUGUCCAUAUCUCUGGACACCAAACCACUGAGGGAGAACACACUGAAUGUUCCAAGUUGCCUCUUCUACGCAAGCACACUCAGAUUUCUGGACAAAAUCAAGAUGUGUUUUGCGAGUGUCACUCGCCCCAUACGUCGAGGGUCUUACUUCAAUGUUAUAAGGCCUCGCAAACCACAGCUUACCCGACACUACAAGACAAUCAAGACAUCAGUAAACCUGCAUAGAUUCAACAUCUGUUACUGGAUGUCGUUCAACAAGCAGCUUGGCUCAGAGCUUCUAGCUGAUUCCUUUGUGCUGUCCCUUUGUAAUGACCUGACUCUUACCCCAGUGGAGGAUGGCCUGUUCCACCGACCCUUGGCUACGUGGAGUGUUCGUUAUCUCCAUUGCCAGUUAACUGGAGCUAAGACUUGGCUAUGCAGUGCCAGAAGGGAGACAGAGGACCAGUUGAAUGUGUCUCUCCGUAAUCCAGUAGAUAAGAAUUUCUUCCUGAGUGUUGGCAGAGUUUCAUAUCAAAGAGGAGACAACACCAGUGCCUCCUGUGAGCAGGACGAGGAAGAAGACGAAGAGGAGGAAGAAGACAAACGAUUUAAUAAGGCAACCCACAAUGUACAAGUACAUGACCUUAAGGGAGCAUGGACCAAACACAAUCGUACUGUAUUACUGGGCGUGCUCGACAGUUACACCAAGGCUCAAUCACUAAAGCGAAAUCUGUCUGCUGAUGCCCUCAAAAAGUUCAAGGUCGAUGGAGGACAAGGGUCAAAUAAGACAAGGUCAAUGUCCUUGACAACAGGUCCCCCUGGUUCCCCGACUACUCCUAAUCCCAGCCCUGGGACUAAGCUCAGUGGUGUCCAUACACACUCACUUCUCAUGAAGCUGGUAUCAGAGUCGGAUAGCAAAUCUGUGGCAUUCACUGAGGAGCCAUCGAGUGUGAAUAUGGACCAGUUACAUGGUGUAGCUGCAUGCCAGACAGAUGAUGUUUACUGUAAAAACUGGCUCAUUGAACUACACAACAGCCAGAUGAUGGUGAAAGGAUGUGAGACGUCAGGGUAUGUGAUUGUCAGUGCAGCUAAAGCCCAGAUUGUGUCCUGUACACAUCACCCUGUGUGGCAGGAAAACCAACUCCGCAGUAAGACAUCCUGGGUGACCUCUGUCGAAUGUAUGCAGUACUAUGCUACAGUCGACCCUGAUAAUGAUCUUGAUGAUGACACCAUGGCCUGGCUACAACCAGAGAAUGUAGAAGAUCGUACUGAACCUGACCUGUCAGGAAUGUCAGAAAUGGUGGGCAGUGGUAGCAGUGUCGGUGGUGUGGUCUACAGCACAGUGGGUGGGACUAAUAAACAGUCCCAGAAGUCUAAAAAGACCUCAGUACAGCUCCAGAGAAUUAUCUCCAGAUGUAAAUGUCAGGUGUUCUUUGCCAGCUAUGGUGAUGUGGAUGAUGAAACACUGCCAGAAAUACCACCCCCACCUUCGGAGGAUUCCUCGGAUAUGAUGUCCAGAGAAGAAGGGGUGGACAGUUUUACAUUGCUUCAUCACGACUUGAAUGUUUGUACAAACUCUCUGCAAUAUGCCAUGAUUCUUGACAUCGUGAACAAUCUACUGCUUCACGUAGAAAAAACGAAAAAGGAGACAACAGAGAAGCUACAGAGUAUGAGGUUUCAGUUACAACUUUCUAGAGAAGAGGACCAGAAGACACCCAUACAGCAACUACAGGAAUAUGUCAGAGAGAACGUAUUAACACUGAGGAGGCUGGAGAGAGAGCUGUACCUGAUAGAGAAGGAGUUGGAGGAUAAUGAGGAACCCAGUCUGUUAGAGCAGUCAGAAAAGCUGGAGAUGAUGUUGUUUGAUUGUAAAGAAAGAAUCAACUCCUCCAAUGAAGAACUUUCACUCAGAAUCAGCUGUUUGAAGGAAAGUCAACUUCAAGUCAAGUCACAGAUGAAAACAACUAAAACCCACCAAGCUAGGGUUGACAAGAGACAUGAGGUGUGCUUCAAGUUUGCCCACUGGAGACUGACCGAAGCUGAUGGUCAGCUUGGAGUUACAGACCUAGCUCUCCGAAACUUCGUGUACACCAAAGUGAACAGAGACAAUGACACAUGGACUCACCAACUGGAGUUAGGCUGGAUAAAGAUGACCAACCUUCUUCCAAAUUCUAUAUACAAGGAUGUGAUUGUACCUCUACACCCCAUUGGUAAUGAGGGCGACAACCGUCAGAUGGCCAUCAGGAUUUUGUGUAGUGAAAGACCACCAGUUGGAGGUAUAGCUGUGAAGGAACACUUUGAGGUCAAUGUUGUACCCAUGCAGAUCCAACUAACCCACCAAUUCUUCAAAACAAUGAUGGCGUUUUUCUUCCCUGAUAAGGACAUUGACGAGGAUGCUCAGGAUGAUGUAUCAGAUGGAGCAUCAUCAUCCAAAAAGAAGCUCGACCGAAAACCUUCAGGAAGAAAAGAGAAGGACUCGCUGAAAAAGUCCGCUUCAUUUAGCUCGGAGAAUGAUAUUGACAAAAUGAAGGAGCGAGCAGCUAAGAACAAUACAUUCCUGUACAUAAAGAUACCUGAAGUGUCUUUGCGUGUUAGCUACAAGGGUAUGAAGGAAAAGAACCUGGAGGAUAUUCAUGACUUUAGCUUGGUACUGCCUACUCUGGAAUAUCACAACCAAAUAUGGACAUGGUAUGAUCUCCUGAUGCAGAUGCAAGGAGACAGCAAAAGAGUGGUACUUUCUCAGGCAAUCAAACAAAAACUCCACAUGAGAGCUCGUGUAGGGGAGGAAACUCCACUGACGGAUGUGCAACAAGAGGAGGAUAAAAUGAAGAUGCUUCUUGGUGCUAAACUUCUUUCUGGGAAAGAUAAGCCCAUGAAGAAAACUUUAUUUGGAAAAACACCAAAACAGUGAUGAUGGAUGUUUGUGAUGACAAAGCUUUAAGAAGAAAUCCAGAAUGUUGUUCAGUGACCUAUAAUUAUUGACCUGAAUGUAACUGUACUAAAGGAACCUAAUUGUUUCUGUGUUGGUGCUAAACCUCGGAGUUUUUGUUGGUAUAAUUAUUAUUUUGUGGUUCUGUGGGAAACGAUGAUGAAUAAUAUUGUAUUUUUUUCAAAUCUAUAAUUCUAAAUAGUUUAAUAUAGAUUAUAUACUAUAUUCUCGAUAAUUGACUGUGCUAAUUGGUUUAAAAUUUCCACUUUGUAUCAAAAAUGAACUUAUUCAUGUUUGGACAUACAGUAGUGCAUGCUAUUAUUGGAUCAAGAGUUUAAAGACCAGGAAUUGAUAGACUUUCAAAAGUUGAUAAAACUUUAAACAUUUGUGAUUCCUGAUUUGAUUAAGUGUUGUAGAUUGCUACAAGGGAAGAUGCUAUAUGUUCUUGAAGAGGACUAUUGCGACUCAUUUCUUGUGAUUAGAGUAACUAAAUCUUCUUAUAAGAUAUAACAACCUUAUCUACCAGUAUGUGACCAAAAAGAUGUGUACUACUGAAAGUUCUAUAGUUCUGACAAAGUAUUGUUUUAUGAAAUACAAAUGAAUUUCAAGUGAUCACAGUAAGGUAUGUGUUUCAUAGCAUUAGUAAGGAAUUUACUAUCCGCCUGUGAUGUGCAUUAUCUAUCUGAAAGAUCUUGCAGAAACUUAUAAAAUGUAUUAAAAGAAUUGCUAUUUAGAUUUAUAGAGGUAUACAUGAAUCUGAGACACUUGACAUAAAGGAAAGAUAGAUGUACACAGGAGAGGGUGGUUAACUAAAAUACAUAGUUACUAAUAAUAGAAACCUUAUGUACUAUAGAUAAUGUCAGAAAGCAUCUAUUGUAGCAUGUCAGAGAAUCCCUUGAUAUAUGUCCUCCAACUGUGAUACUUACUCAAUGCUUUGUGAUUAAAGAUGUUUGAUAUUUGUGUAUUGAAAUCAUGUGUGUAUGUAGUAUAAGGUAAAAUAUGUUUCUGUUUCUGCUGUCCAUUUCUUUAUUUAUAAACCAAAAUCUUAAGUUAAGUUUAAAUUUUAUUCAACAUUUAAGUAUUGUUUAUUUCAUAAUCAUAGUAUGUUCAACAGAUUUUCUCUGAAUUCUGACAACAACUUUCAGAGUUGAGCUUUUGCAUGAGUAUUGUCUCACAGAACAAAGCAGUCUUAGCUUUAGGGUAGUAUAUAUUUUGUGUGUUAAUUAUAAUUUAUGUAAUCAUCUACUUACCUGGCAAUGCACCACAGCUAGUUGUUCAUUUUUAUACACCUGUAAAACAUUUUUGACAGGACAUAUUUUUGUGUGGCAUUGUUUGCCCAUCUGUCAUAAACUUUUCUUUGCCUACACUGUUCAAAUGAGCAUGUCCAGAAUUCAGACUUGGAAGGCUUAAUCGUUGUGACAUGAAGUAGUGUCCUCUUGAGGGAUAUUUCGAGUCAAAGUAUUUGGAAGAGUUACUGCCCCUUGUUUUUUUCAUACAGUUAAUAUUGUCCACACAUCUCAUUUAUCAGUUUUCAACUGAUUUCUUUCAAACUUGAUAGGAUUUAAACCAUAAAAUGAAGUUGUGUUUACAUGAAUGACAUUUUGAUUCAACAAUAUUUCAGAGUUACUGCCCAUUGUUUUUUUCAACUUUAUAAUUUUCUCAUCCCUUUAAAACUUAAAAAAUCUUUUAAACUUUCAAUUAUGGAUUAGUAUGCUUGUUUGUUGGCAUAUAUCAGAGAUUAAAUUAUUAAUUUUGUUGUUUUAACAUGAGACCAAGACGAAGUAUAAUAUCCCCAUUCUGAAGUAGUUUAAGUCUAAGAACAAUGUAUUUUAUCGUAAUAUCAAUGAAAUUCAACAAAAUUAAGAUCUGCACUAUUUUGUUCGAAACAAUCCCUCAAAUAAUCUUAGCAAAAUAGAACAAACGGCGUUGGAGUAUAAACAUUAUCGUAGCUGUUCUUUCUAUUUCACAUUUUGAUGACAUAUUUGAGCAUGUCAUUGUCAUAAAUUUCUGAUGUCAGUAUUGGUCAUCUGCUUUAACAGUCUUAACAUCUUUAGGAUGGCGUCCGAAUAGUUAGGAUAACAUCAUGAGAAUUAACCAAUAAAAAACACUGUUACAUGACCAUUAUUUUAGAAUAUUUCACUAAUACAUAAACAGUGUUUUCUUUUAUGGAAUUUUGACUCAAUAUUAAAAUUUAUGUAUAUGUAUUAAUUUGCACAUAAUUAUUCAUGAAUAUUUCGUUAGCAUGAAACAGUUUUAGAUUGUUUCACUCUGUAGUCCUCUUGUUCAAUGUACAGAUUUGACUUUCAGUAACUUUUCGGUUUGUGAAAGGAAAGCACUAGAAAUAACAAUACAACUGUAAAAUAUCCAGUACUGGGUUGAUGUCUAUUAGUCCCAAUAUUAGCAUGAAUCAACACUACUGAAAUAUUUACAAUACUUACGAUACUUACGAUACUUACAAUACUUACAAUACUUACGAUACUUACAAUACUUACAAUACUUACGAUACUUACAAUACUUACAAUACUUACAAUACUUACAAUACUUACAAUACUUACGAUACUUACAAUACUUACGAUAUUUACAAUACUUACGAUACUUACAAU
Ylistrum balloti is the source of this 9217-nucleotide messenger RNA. RefSeq names its product protein hobbit-like. The transcript has 56 exons. Bases 33 to 6596 code for a protein of 2187 amino acids. Lineage: Eukaryota; Metazoa; Mollusca; Bivalvia; Pectinida; Pectinidae. The record is from RefSeq and is a predicted model, not a curated record.